UAAACAAAAAGCAAGACAGAAAAAAGAGGGGAGAGGAGGGACCAACGAGGAAGCCGACGAUGCGUAGCUUACCGUUCAUCUUACUCGAGCAAGAAAACGAAAGCUUUGAUCCCCAAAUUUUGGUUCAAGCUUUGGAAUUUCCAGUCGCAGCUCUCUCAGUAAAUAGGGCGGCCCCGUUUUAUUCAGUCUGGUCUGUCGUUUUUUGAGUGCUUCUUCUUCAACGGUCGGUCGUCUCUGAAUCCGUCGCCGUUUCGUCGGUACAAAACCGAAAGGUUGGUUCUUCUGAAACCCCAAAGAGAAUAUUUUUAGGGUUUUCGGUUUUCAUGGAGGUUUCUUCCGGAAGUAGUAGUCCCGCCAGUGGGGGAGCCACUGGGAAUAACAGCAACAGUAACAGCAAUACGUCGUCGUUUGGGUCUAGGCAAUUCCCCGCCCUCCGGUUCUUCCAGUCGCCGCUCUCAUUCGUAUUGGAUUACUCCGGAAUACUCUCUCCCAGCUCUUCCCGCCGCGAUUCCGAUGCUCCCGUGGUCAACGCUGGAGUCGCUGCCGAUUCUCGGCCACACUCCCCUACGGCCUGCACCUCCGGGUCAAGCAACACCAGGGAGGUUUCAAUUCGGAUUAUCGGCGCCGGCGAGCAUGUGGACCGUGGGAACGGGGGUGCGACGGUGCCUGUUCAAGGGGAGGAGAAUGGUGGGUCGCUGGGUAGGCUUCAUUCGUUGGAUAAUCAGGCGGGUACGGUCAAUGGGGUCGGGUCGGACGAGAGAGUCCCCUUGGUGGCUCCGUCGUCUCCGGACCACGCUGGGGAUACUGGGAAUGGCGCGGAGGAUAGUUCUAGGGAUUCUGCUUACCAGAGAUAUGAUAUUCAGCAGAUAGCUAGGUGGAUUGAGCAGAUUCUUCCGUUUUCGUUGCUCUUGCUCGUUGUCUUCAUUCGUCAGCAUUUGCAAGGUUUCUUUGUCACUAUAUGGGUGUCAGCUGUCAUGUAUAGGUCAAAUGAUGUUGUUAAGAAGCAGACUGCUCUAAAGGGAGAUAGAAAAAUCUCAGUUCUUGUAAGUAUUGCUGGUGCUUUUGUGCUUCAUGUAGUUGGUGUUUACUGGUGGUAUCGAAGUGAUGAUCUUCUGUACCCAUUGGCAAUGCUUCCUCCAAAAGCCAUACCGCCUUUCUGGCAUGCCAUAUUCACCAUUUUGGUAAAUGAUACCAUGGUGAGGCAGGCAGGGAUGGCUUUCAAGUGUUUGUUGCUUAUAUACUACAAGAAUGGCAGAGGCCAUAAUUAUCGUCGGCAGGGUCAAAUGUUAACUGUAGUUGAGUAUUCACUGUUGCUGUACCGGGCCUUGUUACCAACACCUGUUUGGUACAGAUUUUUCCUCAACAAAGACAAUGGGAGCCUCUUCUCCUCACUUACGACGGGAUUAUAUUUAACUUUUAAGCUAACAUCUGUUGUUGAGAAGGUCCAAUCCUUUUUUGCUUCCAUAAGAGCAUUGUCACGAAAGGAUAUCCAUUAUGGGUCUCAUGCAACAUUAGAAGAGGUAAAUACAGCGGGAGACCUUUGCGCCAUUUGCCAGGAGAAGAUGCAUGCUCCGAUUCUGUUGCGCUGUAAACAUAUUUUCUGCGAGGAUUGUGUCUCUGAAUGGUUUGAGAGAGAAAGAACUUGCCCGCUAUGCAGGUCAGUAGUAAAACCUGCAGAUUUGCGAACAUUUGGGGACGGAUCAACGAGUUUAUUUUUCCAGUUUUUCUGAACUCCGAGUGUUCUACGUGUGGAGCGUAGAUAUAUGAGCAGCAUUCUUGAGACGGUCUCGCUUUGGUUUUGUUAUAUAGGCAAAAAUGAAAGUAUGUCUGAUAGCGUUGUAUCAUCAUUAGGUUGCCUCCAGGUAAUCAGAUGCAAGGUAUAACUAGAGGAGACGAGAUGCGGAUCGAUAUUAUGUCAAUAUGUUGCAAUCAUGAGGUCAUCCAUGAUCCGAAUGGAUGAUGAAAAACAGUAGAUGCAAAACCGUAACCUCUGAUAACCGGGGGACCUCUUUUCAUGUGUUAUCUCCUUUGUACAGAUACAACUCUCCUCUCUCUUCACUAAUAAUUACAAGUCAUUCUCAUGCA
Molecule: messenger RNA, 2085 nt
Organism: Pyrus x bretschneideri (Chinese white pear)
Lineage: Eukaryota; Viridiplantae; Streptophyta; Magnoliopsida; Rosales; Rosaceae
Product: RING finger and transmembrane domain-containing protein 2
Exons: 8
Coding region: 324-1730 (468 amino acids)
Biological process (GO): positive regulation of ERAD pathway
Molecular function (GO): ubiquitin protein ligase activity
Source: RefSeq, a predicted model, not a curated record